UCCCCUCCCAAAUGGAUGCGAGAGCAAUCUCGCCGACGGCGUGACGUCAUCGCGGCGCGGCGACGUGACCACGCCCACCCCGGAAGUAAAGACAUGUUUGUUUAUCGAGGUCGGACUGCGAUCAAGUGCAUUUCUGCGGCUCUGGCUUUCAGGAUCACGUUGGCGAACCUCGGCAUGGGGAGCAAGUCGGUUUUACCCACUAAAGACCAAGCUCUCAAGGGCAGGGAGGAGAAAAUAGUGGUGGCAGUGAAACAUGCAGCCACAGGAAAGCCCACAGUGGAGCCGUUUCCUGAUGGGACCGAGAUGAUCAUGUUUGGCAUGGGGUGUUUUUGGGGUGCAGAACGACGCUUCUGGACUACCCCUGGUGUGUUCUCGACUCAGGUCGGAUACGCAGGUGGAUUCACCCCAAACCCCACCUACAAGGAGGUGUGUUCAGGUCUGACCGGCCACACAGAGGUGGUGCGAGUGGUCUACGUUCCUAAAGACGCGAGCCUGGAGAAGCUCCUCAAGGUCUUUUGGGAGAGCCAUAACCCCACUCAAGGUAUGGCUCAGGGGAAUGAUAAAGGUACACAGUAUCGAUCUGCCAUCUACACAUACAGUCCAGAACAGCAGGAGAAAGCCAUGAGGAGUAAAGAGGCCUACCAGCAGGCUCUGAAGCAGAAAGGUCUGGGUGAGAUCACUACAGAAAUCAGACCAAACACGGUCUUCUACUACGCUGAGGAUUACCAUCAGCAGUACCUGCACAAGGAGCCUGAUGGGUACUGCGGCUUAAAGGGCACCGGGGUCACCUGCCCCUUCAGCUCCAACAAGCAGGAGCUGUGACUCCACUGAGGAGCAUUUCUGCUUUCAAACUCAGGAGAUUGCAGCAAAUGUGAGUGAGAGUGAGAGGUGGAGUGUGUGUGUGUGUGUGUGUGUGUGUGUGUGUGUGUGUGUGUGUGUGUGUGUGUGUGUGUGUGUGUGUGAUCUCUGCACAAAGUGGUUAUUAAAAUUAAACCCAUGGAAUGUGUAAUAAACUACAACAAUACAUUUCAAAA
Messenger RNA from Silurus meridionalis, 1034 nucleotides. RefSeq names its product peptide methionine sulfoxide reductase MsrA 1 (gene msrab). The record is from RefSeq and is a predicted model, not a curated record. The transcript is spliced from 6 exons. Gene Ontology annotation, cellular component: cytoplasm. Gene Ontology annotation, biological process: cellular response to oxidative stress. NCBI's taxonomy places the organism in Eukaryota, Metazoa, Chordata, Actinopteri, Siluriformes, Siluridae. Gene Ontology annotation, molecular function: peptide-methionine (S)-S-oxide reductase activity. The coding region runs from base 16 to 822 and encodes 268 amino acids.